UCCCAGCUCCCUGCUCUGGCCUGGAUCUGUGCUAAUUCAGCUGUUCUCACUUGAGAGCACCUGGGCUCUGUUGUUCCUCCUCCUCCCCAGGUAAGCACAGCACGGGCAGGACAAUGGGAGAGGCACAGGGGACACGCCGGGUGCGUCCCUCAGGAAUUUGGGAAUUCUCCCGAUGUCUCCAAGCUCUGACUCACAGCCUCCCCUCCCUCCCCUUUCCUUCCCCACAGCCUUUAGCGUGGAAGAUGGCGGGUGGCGUGGACGGCCCCAUAGGGAUCCCGUUCCCGGAUCACAGCAGCGACAUCCUCAGCAGCCUGAACGAGCAGAGGAACAACGGGCUGCUGUGCGACGUGGUGAUCCUGGUGGAAGGCCAGGAGUUCCCCACCCACCGCUCCGUCCUGGCAGCGUGCAGCCAGUACUUCAAGAAGCUCUUCACCUCAGGGUUAGUGGUGGACCAGCAGAACGUGUACGAGAUUGACUUUGUGAGUGCGGACGCGCUGUCGGCGCUGCUCGAGUUCGCCUACACGGCCACGCUCACCGUCAGCACUUCCAACGUCAACGACAUCCUCAACGCCGCCACGCUGCUGGAGAUCCCGGCCGUCAGGGAUGUCUGCACGGAUCUCCUGGAGAGGAAGAUUCUGGCCAAAAAUGACCAGAUGGAUACAGUAGAUCAAAUUGAUCAGAGGAACCAUCUCAGAGCUAAAGAGUACCUGGAGUUCUUCCAGAGCAACCCCGUGAACGGCCACCAAGGCAGCUUUCCGUGGACCAACCCAGAGUUGAGAGACCUUCAGAGACUGAACUUCCGAGGCCAAGAGGAGGAGGAGGAGUCCAACUGCAACGGCCUGGACUUCUACUCGCAGGCCACCCCAACUGAAAGACCAAAGGCAAGUGACUGUGACCCCGACAGCAACCCGGCCAUGUGGCUGGACCGCGAGGACGAGGAGCCGGUCAGCGGCGGGAUGUUCUCCCCUUCCCAGAACGGACAUUACAGCAGCCGUGGCUUGGCCACCCCGGGAGAAGAGGAGGGGGGCACCCCCAGGGGCCCUCUGGACCCGCAGGAAACCGGGGACUCUCCCAGCUUCAUCCCCGCGGGCACGGAGACGGAGGAUGACGGCAGGGAGGUGGAUGACCUGGCCGCCAGCGCCCUGCUCCAGCAGAUGAUCAACUCGGUGGGGCGGCAGCAGCUCGGCGACGACGACCGCAAGGACGAGGACGGGGUCAUGGAUUAUUACUUGAAAUAUUUCGGCAGUUCCAGCGAGGGCGACGUGUACCCGUCCUGGUCUCAGAAGGUGGAGAAGAAGAUCAGGGCGAAAGCAUUCCAGAAGUGCCCCAUCUGCGAGAAGGUGAUCCAGGGAGCCGGGAAGCUGCCGCGCCACAUCCGCACCCACACCGGGGAGAAGCCCUACGAGUGCAACAUCUGCAACGUGAGAUUCACCAGGCAGGACAAGCUGAAGGUGCACAUGAGGAAGCACACGGGGGAGAAGCCCUACCUGUGCCAGCAGUGCGGGGCCGCCUUCGCCCACAACUACGACUUGAAGAACCACAUGCGGGUGCACACGGGGCUGCGGCCGUACCAGUGCGACAGCUGCUGCAAGACUUUCGUCCGCUCCGACCACCUGCACAGGCACCUUAAAAAGGAUGGAUGCAACGGGAUCCCUUCGAGGAGGGGCAGGAAGCCCAGGGUCAGGGAGGCCGGGGCGAUGCCCCCCACGCCCACGGGAAGCGCCGAGGACGGGGGAGGAUUCGCAGCCGAGAGCCACGAGUGCGAGGACACGGCGCAGGGAAACGAGCAGGAGCAGCAGCAGCAGCAGGAGCAGCAGCAGGAGCAGCACUUUGAGGAGAAUUCCAAUAACGAGGAGCCGGGAUUGAAUGUAGCAGGAGGGUCGGAUGAGGGUAACGAGCAAGGACUCUCCUAAACCAAAAAAAAAAAAAAAAAAUUCUAUAUAUAUAUAUAAACAAACAAAGCA
Sturnus vulgaris (Common starling) is the source of this 1964-nucleotide messenger RNA. Lineage: Eukaryota; Metazoa; Chordata; Aves; Passeriformes; Sturnidae. The record is from RefSeq and is a predicted model, not a curated record.